This is a messenger RNA of Arabis nemorensis, 432 nucleotides long. Lineage: Eukaryota; Viridiplantae; Streptophyta; Magnoliopsida; Brassicales; Brassicaceae. The record is from the annotation of a GenBank genome assembly.
AUGGUAGAGAUCGACCACAACGAACCAUCUCAACAUCUCGACCAAGAAUUUAAGGAAUUGAAGAAGAAACUCUUGGCAACAAACGUAAUCCAGACGCCUCAGCCCGCUCCCCCGAAGCAACAGCAAAAUCAAGGCCAGCAACAAAAUAAAAAAUGGCCGUUUAAGUUUGUUCGCGGUGAAGAAAAGGAAGAAGACAUCAGGUCGUUCUGCGACCCACCAAUGCCGACAGUUGCAGGCAAAACUAAUGGCAAAGUACAGCAGUGGAGAGGUCCACAUCGACCUGCCCCCAAAACGGCAGGCCGAAAACGAACAGAAGUCCGACGGACAAAUCGUCCUCCCAUCUCCCCCAAAGCGACCUGCAGACGACGGCGGUCCCGGGCCACACCGGCCUGUUUCCAAAAAGAAGAUCUUCAUGAUCAUGGGAGGCUUUAA